Messenger RNA from Didymodactylos carnosus, 1161 nucleotides. NCBI's taxonomy places the organism in Eukaryota, Metazoa, Rotifera, Eurotatoria, Philodinida, Philodinidae. The record is from the annotation of a GenBank genome assembly.
AUGACGUGGAAACCUGUAAGCCCUUCUGUACAAAAUCAAAGUCCUGUGUCAAUUAUAUUUAUACAACAAGAUACUUGGCGUCGUAGUAGUUAUUAUUGUGAUGCCAGUACAGUAUCGUCCAGCGGUGUAAUUGGCAACGGUGGUCAAGUUUGUUGUAUUUCAACAAGCUGUUAUAGUGUUGGCUGCAUAGCAAGUUCUAAUGUGGUGUGUACUGGCUUCAGCGCCACAGAUGACACCAGUUCUGGUCAAAGUUCAGUAACAGUUUCUAUUCCCAAUAACGUUAACAUACAAGUAGCAUUCCAAUCAUCGGCUUGGCUUUCUACUUUGGGAGUAGGAGCUAGUUCAUCUUGGUCUGUUUCAGCAUUAAUAAGCACUGUACCAAGAGCUGAUGGUAAUUACAAUACUGCUCCAGUUACUUCGAUGGUCGCAAUGAAAACGUUGCGGAAUGGUUUUUAUUAUACGUGGAAUAUUCCGGUUGCUGACACCGAUGGUGAUAUUGUUCGGUGUCGAUGGGCUCGCUCCGGUCCACCGGAUGAAUGCGGAGGCGUAACGGGCUACUUCAUUGAAUUAAAUCAUAUAUCUCUUUUAGUACCCUUUUAUUACGGAACACGAGCAAGUGGUGCGUGCGUGGGCGCUGACAUCGGGACAACUAUCUCGGAUACUGUUCAAGUUCAAGUUGGUUGUUCUGGCGUUACACUUACAGAUAUCUUAACAAGAAUGUCGCGUGGAUCAAUUAUUCAAAAUUUAACAAAUCCUGUACAAUAUUCGAUGCAAGUAACAUGGACUCCAACAUCAUCGCAAUGGGGAACAAAUUUAGCAUGUUAUACGCCAGUGGAUAGCAUUGGACAGCAAGGCACUACCGUAUGUAUCACUUAUUUGGUGGGUAUUAGUGCUCCGCAAAUGAUCCAGUCAUCGUAUGUCAAUGGUACGAUGUCGGCAAUUGGAACUUUAUAUCAAAAUCAGAAUGUUUGGCGUGUACAAUGUACAAAAUCUGUUAAUCGACCAAGCAUCGAUGCUUAUAUUCGAUUCUAUAAAAAAUCAAAUAAUACACAAGUUUAUUCGAUAAAUGCACGAACAGAUAUGGCCAAUGUUUUGUAUGAUAACUUCACACUGAUUUUCUAUACGUCAAUGACAUGGACACCAGUAAUUUGUUCGUCAUAA